AUGGCGUCAAAGGAAGGAAUCACGCCCACCAAUGAGCCUCCCGCAGGUGUCAAGACAGAAGAGUGGAUGAUCAAUAAGCACGAAUUUACUACAGCCAUGACAUUCCUUAACUACAACCCCACCAGUUUUGCAGCCCCAAUGGGGGCGGUACCUCUACCUGUUGGCGCAAGGCCCCUCUCCUGGCCGAACGUGCCUACGGCAACAAUAUUUGGUCUGACACACAAGAAUUCCUCGACAAAAUUGUGA
Molecule: messenger RNA, 246 nt
Organism: Sphaeroforma arctica JP610
Lineage: Eukaryota; Ichthyosporea; Ichthyophonida
Exons: 1
Coding region: 1-246 (81 amino acids)
Source: RefSeq, a predicted model, not a curated record